UUCAUUUCUUGAGUCUGCUGAGGAUGUUUACCACCUCGUGAUGUUUUCUCUUACUAGAAAUAUGCUUUACUUUGACAGUUCGGUGCCUUUUGCAAGAUGAAGUUCGUUUUGUCAUGAUUCCUGUUAUCUGAUUUUGACUCUGAAGUACUCAAUGGCUGUUUUUCCUUGUCUUUUAGAGCGAAGACUGGAACUGCUAGAGGGAGGUGCCUAGCUGCAGCUCAAAGAAAAUGAAUGGCACACUGGAUCACCCAGACCAACCGGAUCUAGAUGCUAUCAAGAUGUUUGUGGGUCAGGUCCCACGGAGCUGGUGUGAGAAGGAUCUAAGAGAACUCUUUGAACAGUAUGGUGCUGUCUAUGAAAUCAAUGUCUUGCGGGACAGGAGUCAAAACCCUCCUCAAAGCAAAGGGUGCUGUUUUGUUACAUUUUAUACCCGUAAAGCUGCACUAGAAGCACAGAAUGCUCUUCACAACAUGAAGAUCCUCCCAGGGAUGCACCAUCCUAUCCAGAUGAAACCAGCUGACAGUGAAAAGAAUAAUGCAGUAGAAGAUAGGAAGUUGUUUAUUGGAAUGAUAUCCAAGAAGUGCAAUGAAAAUGAUAUCCGAGUGAUGUUCUCCUCCUUUGGGCAGAUUGAAGAAUGCAGAAUAUUACGGGGCCCAGAUGGUCUGAGCCGAGGUUGUGCAUUUGUGACUUUUACAACAAGAGCCAUGGCACAAACAGCAAUCAAAGCAAUGCACCAAGCACAAACCAUGGAGGGUUGCUCUUCUCCCAUUGUGGUAAAAUUUGCAGACACGCAAAAGGACAAAGAGCAGAAACGAAUUGCUCAGCAACUCCAGCAACAAAUGCAACAGAUCAGUGCUGCCUCUGUAUGGGGAAACCUGGCUGGUCUGAACACACUCGGACCCCAAUACUUAGCACUCCUUCAGCAGACAGCAGCUGCGUCAUCUGGGAACCUGAAUACAUUGAGCAGCCUCCACCCCAUGGGAGGACUGAAUGCGAUGCAGUUACAGAACCUGGCUGCAUUGGCAGCUGCAGCCAGCGCAGCUCAGAAUACACCAAGUGGCACCGCUGCACUCACUUCCUCCAGCAGUCCCCUGAGCGUCCUCACCAGCUCAGCAGGUUCCUCACCUAGCUCCAGUAGCAGCUCCUCUGUUAACCCAAUGGCUUCUCUUGGAGCACUGCAAACGCUGGCAGGGGCUACAGCAGGCCUCAAUGUUAGCUCUCUAGCAGGAAUGGCAGCCUUAAAUGGAGGACUUGGCAGUAGUGGUCUCUCCAACGGGACAGGUAGCACAAUGGAAGCCCUCACACAGGCCUAUUCUGGAAUCCAGCAAUAUGCUGCUGCUGCAUUGCCCACGCUCUAUAAUCAGAGUCUCUUAACACAGCAGAGUAUUGGUGCAGCAGGAAGUCAAAAAGAAGGUCCAGAGGGAGCCAAUCUGUUCAUCUACCAUCUCCCCCAGGAGUUUGGGGACCAGGAUCUGCUGCAGAUGUUCAUGCCAUUUGGAAAUGUCGUCUCUGCUAAGGUUUUCAUUGACAAGCAGACCAAUCUAAGCAAGUGUUUUGGUUUUGUGAGUUACGACAAUCCUGUCUCUGCACAGGCUGCCAUUCAGUCGAUGAACGGCUUUCAGAUUGGCAUGAAGCGUCUGAAAGUACAACUCAAGCGCUCUAAGAAUGACAGCAAGCCAUACUGAGCGCCCCUCCCCUCCGGGACUGGAGUGAGAAGGAUCUUCUGGUAAGUUGGGGAGGAGCGCACUUAGUGAUUGGAAGCCCUAAGGCUGUGUUUUUACAGUCCUGGAAGCUGAUCCAUGCCUGUUCUAUCUGGCACAUCUUCCCCUGAAGACUCGGCUGCAGCCUCCGCUGGGAAUCCCGCUUCGGAUGGAGGACAAGUUUGUGCUUUUGUUUCCAGUGUUUUACUUUGGAGUUUAGGUGCCAUAUCGCUGAGGUUUUUUUUCCCUUAUUUAAAGUUUGCUGUGUUUGUAACCAGUGUGUGUUGAGAAGGACCAAUGCCAGCUCCUUGGGGGUGGGGAGGGAAGAUAAAAGGGAGCAGCAGAAACUGACACCACACUGCCUUGGGGUGGAGAGGAGAAGGGGAAGCAGAACUGACACCACACUGCCAUGGGCAGAGGAGAAGGGGAGCAGAAAUAACGCUGAACAGCUGAUGAAAACAAAGAUGGGAAAGGAGAACUGAGUCCAUCCAAGUUUGGCUGAGCAAGGAACAGACUCCGCAUAGCCUUUGCCAUGCCCUACUCUUUGAAAAUUCCUUAACGGUAUGCCUUUGUGGAGAUUUAGUAAUUCAUCUCUAAAGCAGGAGACAGGCUAGAAGGGCGAACACAUUUAUGAGUUAAAGGAAAACUGCAGUGACUGGAGGGGGGGUUGUUGUUUUUUGGUUGUUUUUUACUGUGUAUAAAGUGAUGUUUAUAUAGCACUGUGAACAUAUGCAGUGCUUUGUAAAACUAAGUAAUGUCCUGGCCCAGAAAAUUUCACUGGCCAUUUACAGUUGAAUAUUAAUGGAAUGCAGUGAAUUUCUCCAUGCUUAGGAAAAAAUAUCCCUAUAUAAUUCAGCUAGGUGUUGUAGAAAAAUUUAGAGAGAGACAGCUUAGUCUGGAGUGAUACAAACUGGGCUAUAAACAGAAACUUCAGAUCCCUGACAAUGUAGAGAAUAUUUUUUUGCCAAAUCUUUUUCCUGCCGUUUCCUUAAAUUCCCCACGUCUGUGGAGUAAUGCUCUUCUACAGAGCAUUGCUUUGAAUUCAUUCUGAUAAGCAUAAUGUAAGGCUGUUCCUCUAUUGAAAUGGCUGUUAAAUUGACAUACAAAGCCAAGAGUUUACCCUAAAAUAGCUCUUCAGGCUUCUGCUUCAUACAUGUUCACAUGACAGUUGCUUUCUCAGUCUUACUCUGUUGCAAAGAUAAUUCCCCAUUUAAAAAACUAAUUUGUGCUGUGAUUUAGUCUAGUAUUUAGGUUUUUUUUUUUUUUUAUACUGCAGUUUUCCUUUAAGGUGAUGUGUGCCAGUGCAAAACAGGGCUAAUACAGGAGCUUUUGAACCAGAGCAGAGCCAUCCAGUCUUAUUCUGCCUUUUGGCAUCAGCUGUUAUCUCCUAUACUGAAGGAAAAUUAAACACACCCCUCCAGUGAACAUACACUUCUUUUGCACACUUAUGAAAUUGCUAAUGUGUUGCUAAGGGCCUUGUUAUACACUGGUUUUAGGGGGGCUCAAAGGAUUUUUGACACUCUGGCCUGAGUUGUUUGAAGAAGAGUAGAGUCCUGUGUUAUAAUCACCAAAAUCCACCUCUGUCACAAGAGGAAGUUUACAAUUUAUGUAUGUCUUUAAGAGAAGUUCUAUUUACCUCAUAUUUUCUCCAUUUCCUUGUUUCCUUUAUAUACCCAAUUGGUGAUGCCCAGGGCACUAGGUAACACUGCAAUCUGGGAGCCAGCUGCUAAAUAAGGAGUGUGGAGUGGGAAACAGGGUUUGGACUUUCUGUUCUGCUCCAGCAGGAGGAGCACUAAACCCAUCAAACCUGAAAUCAUGUUAGAAAAUGUGCGCCCACGUGCAAGGGGUUCUGCUGUGGUCCAUUGGGAAUGUCAGGCAUUCGUACAGACUGGGUUCCCUGGCAUCUCAAACCUCAGAAGUACAAGGCCUGACCAUAGCAUCCAAGAAGAGUCCUUUCCAUUGUUGAAUUGAAAAUCGAACAGUUAGUUGGUACCAAUCUGUGCCUUGAUGGCAGAAGGGUAAAAUAAUCUAUCAGUAUUCAGAUCAUUUUUUGGUGGAAAAGGUUAAAAGGCCAGACUGCCAAAUUUCCCAUUUAUGCUGGCAUGUGGUACCCUUCCAUGUUAAUUAUUUGGAUCUCUCUAGAAACGUAAGCAUACACUUAAGUGAACCAUGUACACUUGAAUUCUGCACAAUGGGAGAGAUGUGUCCUGGUUUUCUGAGAAGAGAGUGUUAGAGUGUUGGAGUGUGAAGGCCUCCAGGGUGAUAAUGGGAUUUUUUUAUAAAUAAUAUACUUUUCAAGAAAAAAAAAGAAAAAAAAAACAUGGUUGGGAGCAGCUGCUCCAGGUGCAACCUGCUGUAACCAAGAAUGUUGUUUCUAUUUUUAUAGAAGUUUUAUACAGCUCCAGGAUGGAGAAUAUUUAUUACCUAAAUUAUUUCACUGGAAAAAAAGGCCAGGGUUUUGUAAAAUCCUGAAUGUGAUUGUUUUACACACAUAAUGAUGUGCAUGAUUGAAACUACUGAUUUUCAGUGGCCUGUUUGCAGCCCAACAACUGCUAAAUGGGGAAGAUUAACGCUGUGAACCAGUGGAGGAGAGCACUGUGCUCUGGGGUCUCUACAGUCACUCUUACCUUCUUUGCACCCUACCCACUGUACCAUCUGAGACCUUUGUCCUGUUUUUCUUUUAAUGUGGUGCUCUGGCCUCUUCAGUAGUCAUUUCAGUUGCCCUAAACUAGACAUUUUAGCUUUUGCCUCCUAUAAGCAUGUCCUCAGUACUGCAACUUUUGGAUCAAGCUUGGCGUUAUUGCAAAUAGGUGCAACUCCUAUUGGCGUUAGGAAAUUCAACGGUUUACAUUAUGGCUCAGUUUGGUCAGUGAUUCUUGCCAAACAUAAUCACCAUAGACACCUAACUUGGGCUAGCUCUUGUGCCUUACUGGCAUAACUACAUUAUAAGUGUUGCCAAAAAG
Molecule: messenger RNA, 4663 nt
Organism: Struthio camelus australis
Lineage: Eukaryota; Metazoa; Chordata; Aves; Struthioniformes; Struthionidae
Source: RefSeq, a predicted model, not a curated record